GCUUGCAAAUGCACCAGCAUCGCGGUAAUACCACCAGCUUGGCGGAUAUGUGGACACGGUGGAGGAGAAGACGCCGAUUUGCAGUUAUUUUUGCAGCUUAAAUAAGACCUCACUGAACAACGUCAGACAGUUUACUAUUGGAAGAUGGCACCCUUUCAUCCAAAUGGUUCAAAACUUGAAGCGUGCGACUUUGGAUUGUGACUACCUUGCAUUCCAUAAAGUUACUGCAAGUCUCCCUGCACAGAGAUUUUUUUUUUUUAGAUGACCGGUAACUUCCAGUAAACACCAUGAAGUACAUAGCGAACUCUGCUUUGCGCGAAUAUGUGAAGGAGGAGUUGAGAGUUUCCAUAUUUCAAAUGGCACACAAGUUAGCCGUACAGACAGGCUGUGAAAUUCUGGUCAAACUGGAGGACUGUGUGGACCACGCAGGCUGCCAAUACUAUGCCACAAGGACCCUGAACCUGCAAUACAUGGACAAGGGUUUGUCCAAACAGCCGUGGGAGGUCAUGGUCUCGGGAAUUACAGGGUUGCCCGUGUCCAAUUAUGGCAGCCAGAGUGAGGAUCGGAAUGGAAGCUUGACGGAGACUGAAGACUAUGAGCUGAGCAACGACAUGGGCAAUUCGGCCGAGAUGUCAUUCUCCAAUAACCUGUCCUCAGGAUCCCUGGCCAAUGUGUCUGCAGUGAGCCAGGGUAGCCAGCAGAGUGGCCAGACGAUAGUGCAUGUGAUCAAAACAGAGCCCGGUAACUCGCAGUUGACCUCAGCUGCCGACGGGGACUCUUGGACCAAGACCACCGUCACGCUGCCUUUUCCAGUGUCACUCGAGUCGGCCUUGAGCAGUCAAGGUGGAGAAGGAACUGUGGAUGCAAGCAAUCCAAAUCAGUCCAUGGAUGCAGACCAUAUCCAGCAGCAGAUCUACAUAUAUGCAAACACCAAUACUGAGGUGAAGGAAGAAGAGAUGGAUGAAGAAGCUCCACAGGAUGAUGCAGCUGACGACACUGCAGAUCCACAUCGCCACCGCACACCGCCCUCGCUCAACUACCAGUGUAGCUUGUGCAAGAAGCGGGUGAGCAGUGUUGCACUGCUGGUCCGUCAUGCCAAGUUGUACCACACCAGCGACGAGAACAUGCGUUACCACUGUGUCCCCUGCGACAGGGAGUACAAGCACGCCCGGCACCUUGAGCAGCACACCGAGUUGCACAGCAAGGCCAGCUACCGAUGCUCCACGUGCUGCAAGGGCUUCUACCGCAGCUCCACACUGCGAGAGCAUGAGCUGCGGGACCACCAGGGACGCUAUCGUUACUAUUGCCCCAAGUGUCACAAAGGCUUCAUGCGUCCCAGCACCAUGCAGACUCACUUAAACCGCACCCAUCCUGGCUGGUUUAGCAAGUCCAAAGCCUCUCCUAGAGCAGCCGCCAAAAUGUCCAAGCCCCCAGCCAGUGUUCCCCGGAUAGUGAUACCAGUCGACAAAGACGGGGAGGAGCUGAACUCCUUGUGUCAACAGGCAACCAACGAUGAGGUACCAUCAACAAGUGCUGAUCAGGGUCAAAUGACCCAGGCUACUGACCCAGAUAGUGGUGGGGUAGCCCAGUCCGAUUCCGAAAACCAACGGACCACGGUAAACGAAGAGCUUCGGAACGCAACCCAGAGGAAGAUGAUGAAAGUGGUGUAUCAGUGCAAAGAGUGCGGCCGCAUGUACGACAACGCCAACUCCCUUGUGCGCCACAUCCACGACCGGCACGACAGCCGCACCAAAUUGCGGUGCAACCAGUGCAGCUACCGGACCAGUCGCACCUCAGACUUGUCACGCCACAAGAGGGCAAAGCACCCUGCUGGGGGCACCUCUGCUGCUCAACCCAACAAGGGUUCAGAGUAGGAUCUGUCCACAGCUCUGUGUUGAUGAUACCAACUGACGGAGUAGUUGGCAAUUGUACAUGGCACACAUUGAUCACAGAAUAAACGUUUCUUCCUUAAUCUCCAGAGAAGACUACUGAAUGAAAUUCCUUCAUUCAAUCCAAAUUCUUUGCAGUGGAAUGUGCCUUUACAUGGAGUGGACAAACAGCAAAACUGCAUGUCAUCUGUUUAUAUUGUAACAUACAUACAACUUUUUUUUACUGUAAAAUAGCAUGAUAAGUCCUACCAGUCUUACCUGUGAAUUUCAAAAGAAAACUAUCUAGAUGUUAGAUUCAAUAACCCCAAAAGUUAAUAACUUGCACUUCAUCUACGAUAUUCAUAAUAACUUUUCACAAAUCUCUUUAUAAAAUUUCGAGGAAAAAUGCCCCAGAUUGAUGAAUAUCGUUUAAAAGCUUUUGCCUCCUGACAGAAAAGUUUAGACUUCUGCCUUUUCACUGGGAGUUUCCACAUUUGCAAAGUUAGGAGUCAAAACAUCAGUUGGGAUGAAGGUUUUAUGACUAUGACCGCGUUAGCGCCAAACUUAUGAUGUUCCAGAUACAUAUUUGGGCAUCUUUUUGCCUGUAUUUUCUAUCCAAGACAAGUUAAAGGUGAUGAAAUGGAGAGUGAUGCAGAUUUCAACUUUGAAAAUAUGAAUGACAUAGUGUACCGGUAUGAAUGACAUAGUCUUCCUAUGAUGGCCAAGCAUCUCUGCUGUGUAUAUUUGUGUGGUCCUUGGAGCCGCUUUCUGUCCUUUCAGUCCACUUACUAUUAAGUGGGCAUUCAUGAACCAAUGGAUAAGGCUGUGGAAGAACAUAAAUUGUACAUCGUUUUUUUUAGCAAGUGAACAAGAGAAAUGGGUGCUUGCAAAGCCAGGAAUUACUAAUGUGUGUAUAUUACAUCUGUUGUGCGUGUACAGUACAUCAGUUGGUGAAUGACCACACAAUGGGUUCGCAGCCUGGGAUGAUCUCCUGUACAGUUGUCAUUUCUAAGGCACAUAAUGGCAGUGCGUCGCUAAUGGAACACUUUGCUGUCUACAUGUGAUGCCUGCUGGAUAUUUGAUUUGACAGCGGUUCUACUGUCGUCACCAGACAAACUGGCUGAAUUCAUGGACAAGGAACUUAACCUUCGGAAGCUUCACUUCAAGAAACCUGUCAAUAACUCCUGCUGUUCUGCUUUGUGACAUUUCACCAGUAAUAUGAAGAGCCUAUCAACAUCCCCAUGAUGAUCUUAAGUCGCGGACAAAUUGUUUCCCACAUUUGUUAUGGGACAGCCUUCUUUGUUUUUUCUUUCUGCAGGUUUUUAUGCGACAAAUAGGUUCCAUAGCUGCAACAAGUAUACUCAACAAGGCAGUAAGUGGUUAUUUUUCGUUCAAAACUCCUUAAAAGGAUGGUGUUUAUUACCCUUCCUCUUAAUAACAAAGCUCUUUAUUUCACCUUUCAAAAUGUUAAUGGCUUUCUAUAUAUGCAGGGCCCAAUUUCUUGGCUCUGCUUACCGUUUGCGAAAAAUCCCUGCUUACUGUAGCAGAAAAUCCUGUGCUCACGGUAAGCGUUUUUCACGGGUUAGCAAGGAAUUUUGGCGUCCGUGCAUGCGUACAUGUCGUAACUAAGGAUUCUGUGCUUGAAUUUUUCUGCUAUUGCGUUUAGCACAAAAUGGUGAUUGUAAGCAUGCAUUUCUGUGGUUAGCAGAGCCAUAAAAUUGGGCCAUGUGCUGUAGAACGUUGUGUUGUGCAAUUUAGGCAAAUAAGAUAUGGAAGGGACCAAUUGGAGUUCACUAUUCAAAAUGUUUUACGCAGCAGAACCAACACAGUUAUGAGGAAUUGAACCUGUUGUAUUUAAUGAGAGCCCCUUUUGAUUGUUUGUGGAUUUGUACUUGAUGUACGGUAGUAACUAAUAAAUUGAAUCGCCAUCUGGCAUAUCAAAUUAAACAAAUUGGAAUGGCUCUAAAAUACUAAUAGGCCGGAAAUAAAAAUUUGCAGAAGGUCUGGCACACAAUAACAUAGUGGUUUGAAGUUAACAAAAUGUUAAACCCAUUUUCAUCGAUUGUUGGGCCAAAAAUUUGCAUUGCCCAGAUUUAGGUCAAGAAGCCAACCCAAACGGGAUAUUGUGUUUCAGAAAACUAUAAAUGCAGAAUGUGUACUCCUCUUUUUAGGCUGUAGAAGUUAGAACAGGUUUUACUUAGUCCACCUGUUGAUAUCUUUGUCUUUUUUUGGGUCAUUCAAACAGAUAAUAAGAGAGCGCCUGUUGCAACAGUGAAAGUGAAAUCCUGAGUGUGCAAAAAAGGUCAAGAACUGAAUUCGUCCGUAAACCUUGAACAGUAUUUUGGAGCAACCAAAGUGUAUGGUCUGCAUAUGUCUACAGCAUGCAAAUGUCUGUAGUAUGCAAAUGUCCAUAGCAAAUACUAAACAUGCACACUGUACGUUAAAGACAAGGAUGGUUAAUGCCUUGGCAGUUGGCAUUGGCAUCUUUGUAGGUACAUUUUGCUAGACUUUGUAUCGAUGACAAAUAAAUUUGAAAUGAUAUUUAUCUAUAAAACCAGUAAUUGAGAGAUGUACAAUGAAUGUAUGUAGACCAACUUUAACCCUAACUCCCUGAUUUACUCGGAACCAUACCCAUCCUGGAAAAUUCCUGCACCAUGUGGGAAACUGCACACACAUAUUUCUGACUUUGAUACUGGAGGUGUGCCAACCCAGUGUAAAAGACUGUCAGUUUUAGGGGUAACUGUAUCCAUCCUGACAGAUUCUAACAAAACAUGCCGUUGGGGUUUGAUGGAUUGAGUUCUGUUAGGGUUAAUAAUGGUUGUUACCCGAAUCAAAUUUGGAUCAGAUUCAAUUUGUAAUUAUUUUGUGUCUUUGGAUACUCUGUCAGUAAGAACAUGCUAAUGCACUUGCUACAUUUCUUUUGUUGUUUGGGUCUAGUUCCAGCAGUAUUUGCAGAAUAAUAUUGCCUAAGGUUUAGCAACAGUCAGGAAUUUAACUUUUGUGAAUAUUGUUUGAUACCAUGGCUAUGUGUAAUCUUUUAGAUGAUACUUAUAGUUUUUUUUUCUUGGUUGAACAACAUAAAAGUGACUAAAGCCAGUUUGUGUUCUGAAUUCGACUUGCGACAGUCUUUUUGGUUUGGACUAAAACUCGAUUUUAUGCAUGUAAUCAUAUAUAUAUUAGCUAUUUUUAGAUAAUUAUUUAGAUGUUUUUUUUGUAGUAAGGAUUCUUUUUUUUGCAAAAGUGUAUAAUAGUCGUAAAAACUUCAUUUCUGCAAAUUUAUAGGGUAUGCACAAUCAUUUUUAAAAGAGAUAUUUUAAGCACAACACAGUUGCAUGUUGUUAAGCUUCCACAACUGACAUGCUGAGUGAAUCAUGAGUAGUUGAAAUUAUUUUUUUUGGGGGGGGGGAUGCUAAAAAGUUAAAAUGUAUCUGUGAAACUAAUCUUUUGUUUUUGCUUUGCUGUGACUGUAAAUUUAAAAUCAUUAGAGUGAGCACCCAAGUGGAGAAAUAUUAGCAAUUGAGGUUAGUGUGAGUGAGCAUACCAGAAAUAUUCAUGACUAGAAUUUACCGAUUGUAUGGUUUGAAAAUUGAAAUGAAAAUGGAUAAAUUAUUAGUUUUAAUCAAAUAAUCUCCUUUCAGUUGUAGUGGGCUUUAAUGGGAUUAGGCAUUUUUGAGGAAUAUUGAUAAAAUUCAUUUAACUUAUUGAAGAAACAAAACAAAAUUUUUUUUACCCCGAUUGUCAUACAAAUGUUAAAGCACUGGGCGUUUUUAUUUGAAAAGGUAAUGCAUAUACUUGGUUAUAUUUAACAAUUAUUGUAAAUAAUGCUGUUUGAAACAAAUUGAGCCUUGCUCAUGUUUCUGGAAGUUUGUUUUAAAGAGAGGAGAUCAUGUUCAUCAAUUUUUUUGGAAAUAUUUUUUUCAAUUUGCAAUUGUUUCCAUUUAGUUCCGGAGGCGAGAACUUGUUCUAUAAAUGAUCGUGUGUGGGUCCGGAUGAUUCAAGUCCCUCUUUGUAAUCGAAGGAUUUAAAUGCAGUUGCUUAUACACCCUGGCAUCUACUCCAUUCAGAUGCAACUGGAAAUCAAUCUUUUUGCUGCAAAAAUAGAACGAACAAGAUUUCCUCAAAAAUGAAAUAUCGGUCAGGUGCCAGGAUUUCAGUGUGUACUCAAUUGAUGCACCGACUAUCCCAAAUCCAAACGUUCUUUUUACAUGUAUAACUAAAAAAAGGUGUUUCUUACCAAUUUUGGUUUUUAUAUGGCAAAGAAAUCGUAAUUUGUAGAAUGAACCUUUCAGUAGUUUAUAAUUCUAUUGUUUUUUUUCCAGCUUUGCAUCGUAAUGUCGCAAAAACACCAUUUGGACUGCAGAACGUUUUCAGUGUCAAUCAUGAAAAUGAUUUGUUAUACUUGUAAUUGUAAUAUACAUUUAACAAUUGCUUACUCUAUCAAAACAGUGUAUAAUAUGUAUCUAAAAAAAUAACCUGGACGGAAUCGAGUUGAUAAAUUUCUCUUGUAGAUUGUAGGAUUAAAUUUUUAAAAAUGAGGAGAAAAA
Messenger RNA from Patiria miniata (bat star), 6412 nucleotides. RefSeq names its product zinc finger protein 878-like. Gene Ontology annotation, molecular function: RNA polymerase II cis-regulatory region sequence-specific DNA binding; DNA-binding transcription factor activity, RNA polymerase II-specific. The transcript is spliced from 4 exons. Gene Ontology annotation, cellular component: nucleus. The record is from RefSeq and is a predicted model, not a curated record. Gene Ontology annotation, biological process: regulation of transcription by RNA polymerase II. NCBI's taxonomy places the organism in Eukaryota, Metazoa, Echinodermata, Asteroidea, Valvatida, Asterinidae. The coding region runs from base 288 to 1874 and encodes 528 amino acids.